Acanthopagrus latus (yellowfin seabream) is the source of this 7564-nucleotide messenger RNA. RefSeq names its product mucin-5AC-like. The record is from RefSeq and is a predicted model, not a curated record. The transcript has 5 exons. Bases 1906 to 5088 code for a protein of 1060 amino acids. Lineage: Eukaryota; Metazoa; Chordata; Actinopteri; Spariformes; Sparidae. Gene Ontology annotation, molecular function: oxidoreductase activity, acting on metal ions.
CUUUUACCCGUAGCCUUUCUUUGAUAGGCUACAGUCAAAGUUAGCCUAUCCAUUAGCUUACUGAGUAAAAGGCUAAUUAACUCUUACAUGUAAGAGUUAAUUGACAUGAUCGUUAAUGAUCGUUGAUGACAUGAUCCAAAGUGCAUCAGAUUCAUUGUUUGUUGUUGUUUUUUUUAAAAUAUCAGAUCGUUAACAUUGUCACUGUUGGACGCCUACAUUACCCACAAUGCAACUAAUCCACUGAGUGACAGCAGUCUUAACUCUUACAUGUAAGAGUUAAUUAGCAUUUUAGCAUACCGAGGGUCUUAACGAUGACAUGAUCCAAAGUGCAUCAGAUUCAUUGUUUGUUGUUGUUUUUUAUAUCAGAUCAUUAACAUUGUCGCUGUUGGACGCCUACAUUACCCACAAUGCAACUAAUCCACUGAGUGACAGCAGUUUUCGAGUCUGAAAUCAGUUGGUGCCACAUUUUAAUGUGCUCCUCUGCCGUUUCGGUUGUAAUGAGGACCUCGUUUGACUAACGGAGCAGAGGAGCAGACGAUGUUUCAGGUUUUAUGAUGUCAUUCUUCUUCUAUGCACUCACUGACAGACAGACAGGCAACAGUGAUGAUGACAACUUGAGGCAAAAAGUAAAUAACAUAAGAGAUUAAGUGUUUGGGAGAUCCUGGAGGGAGGCGGCCACAGCUGGUGCACAUCCUGUUAGCGUGUGUGUGUGUGGUUGCAGGGGGGAUCCUGAUCUCAUAGAAAACCCCCGACUAGAAAAGAGCGUCACCUCUCCUGCUGCAGGGUAACACACACUCAAACCCUCACUGUUGUGUAGGAUUGAGUCUCCGAAAUAUGAUCUCUUCGUUGCAUUUCUAGUUGUGAAGGUCCAACACGUAAGAACCGACCAAUGGUCAACCUGAACAAACAGGGAGCAGCACAUCACCAGGGGAACUGCUAAUGGCUGCUCACUAUACGCCCUCUAUGUGCUAUCCAUGCUGCUGUUAGCUAGUUAGUUCAGUUAGCCGUGCAGCUAGUGGCCAGAAGCUGACUCGAGCAGCGAUGCAACUCAGCAGCCGACGGCUUUGACAUAUAGAUUUUUUGUUUCUUUUUUAAAUUAUAUUCAGAUUUUUGAAUGUUUAAACUAAAACUCAUUACAUAGGCUAGUAGACCUUGAAGUAUAUUUACCGCCAGAACAUUAUUUUUGUGCAAUAUGUAAGAAUUUAAGAAGAAAACUUUAAAAAGAAUCGUCUGUGUUGAAAAGUUACUCUGGAAGUUAGCAUGCUAACCAGCGAGCCCGGCCUGUGUGGAGAAGAGCACUUGGCCAGUGCCUGAAAUAAAAAGUCUGUGGUUGAAGAACACCAGCUGAAGAUAAUUUCAAUUGUUGCUUUACAACAUAAAUUUUGAAUUAUAAAGUUAUUAAAUUUGCAUCUUUAUGUCUGAGGUCGUGGAGCAGGGGAAUGUUUUUUAUAAGAAUGAUUAAUCGACUGUCAGAAUAGUGUGAAUUUAGGAUCCUUCAUCAUAAAUACAGUUAUAGAGUACAGAAAUGGAGUUGUUGGGCAGAAAAAAAACCAUUAGAAAAAGGAAGCAACCAUGGCAUUAUUUGGCCUCCAUACUCACACAGACAUGCCUGUUUACACACACAUAAGAAGCAUACUGAAGCAUAUUAUACAUUUAUCAUGUUCAGGGAAGUUGCCUGCAGAUCUAUGUGUUCUGGUUCUACAUCUUCACCCUCCCUUCGUAUCCUGGACCCCUCAAUCCCUCCAAACUUCAAGCUCACCCUCACACACAAACCUGAAAGUCACACUCACUGCUCCCAACAACAACAGCUAAAGACAGCAAGAGGAAGAAGAAGAAGAAGAAGAAGAAGAAGAAGAAGGUCGCUGAGAUUUUCUUCACAUCUUGCCAGUUGCUGCUCGUCGAGAGAUGCAGUCCACCCUCCACUGUCUCAGGGUGGUGGUAGUCUUAUUGAGUCUGGCUCCAUCCACCCAGUCGUUCUCCCAUGGUGCCAGCCACGCCUCCUGUCAGGAGAUGAUUCCCGGACACAUCCGGGCUCAACCCCUGGACCCGCAGAAGAGCCACGUCACCCUGCACACAUCUGCCUCCUCUUACCUGCCCGGACAGUUAGUUACAGUAACAGUCCGAAGCUCUCGGGACUUCAUGGGUUUCCUGCUCCAGGCUCGCAGUGCAGAGGGGGCCGAGGGCGGGGCUGGAGACAGGGUCAGGGCGAGGACUGGAUUUGGGGCUGGGGUCACAUCUACGAUGCUGGGCCCAGUGUUGGUGGGUGGUUCCUGGGCCCUCAGUCCCCCUGGAAUACACACCCUGCACUGCCUCUCGGAGGGUGAUACCCUCACACACUCUGACAAACAGCUGAAGAGAAACCUGUCGUUUGUGUGGAGGGCUCCUGAUAGACCCAUGGGCGACAUCAGGUUCUACAUCACAGUGGUGCAGUCUUACUUUGUAUAUUGGGCAGGUAUUGAGUCAAGAGUGGUGCAUGAUGGGAGUCGUAGUCCUUGUUGUGGGCAUAACACCACAGAGAUGGAUGGAAGGAAUUCAAAUAUUGUAAAACAGGAAGAUGGAGUUACUACUCUGCCAGCUCUCAGAAUCCAUGGAGCAUCAAACAAGCCAACAAAUGUGACAGUCAACCCCACAUCUACCCCAGUGACCCCCACAGCAACAAGCAGUCGAAUCCGAAACCUCAAAUCUCUGGAAACACCAAUAGAAGUCACUCUUCCAGUCUUGGAGAUGAACAGCUCUGUGACUUUGGCAUCCCUUGGAGUUCAACGCCUGACAAAUCAGGCAGUCUAUGAAAGGAACAGCCCUUCGUCUUUCGGAUCUCUUGAAAGUUCGUCUAAGGGCAGUGAGUCUAACUCUUAUGUAACAUCUGGAUCCCUUUUAGGUGUAACUGAUGAGGCUCAAGAGAGCCCCUCCUCCAGCCAACCUUUCAUAGCCCUUUUCCCCUCAGCUGAGACAAGAGGGAUGGUAGCAACUGCCACUCCAAUGCCCAACAUCAAAGUGCAAAACUCAACGAGUUCUCUUCCCCUUGUUCCCUUCCCCUCCCUGAAAGUUGGUGAGAUCGAAAGUAAAGAGGCAAUGAUGAAGUUUCAGGAUCCAAAACUGCCGCCCACUCCUGAGACAAAAGGAACAACAUUAAAUCCUGAAACCACCACAGCUUUUUUCUCAACCAAUCACAGCUUCCACACCACAAAUCUCCCAAGAAUAUAUGUAUCCAAUAAUCCAAGAAUAUCAAACCAGGACCAAACUAGUUUAGUCAAUUUUGAGAAUGAGAGUAGUUCGUCACAGCCCUGGAGGACUAGCCAAACCAAAUCCAAAAUCAAUCCAAUCAAGGAUGAAGCUGGUAGAAAAUCCAUGACCCCGUCCCAGAAUCAAUCCCUCAACACUUUGCUCCACUCCCAAACUUAUCUUCAGGUUCAAACAUCUCCAUCCAAGACUUCUUCAAGUCAGAUCCUUCCUUUCUUCCAGAAAUCUUCUACUCCCUUUGCCAAGUCCCAAACUUUGACACCAAACCUUAUUGUCCCAGUCAAAUCUCCUACCCUUCAGUCCUUUCUACCAUCCCACACAACCUUAUCUGUGCCUCAGGGCCAUCCCCUUUCCCAUCAGUCCAUUUUCAGCAGACUCCUGAAUGUUCUUUCCCACUACCAGCUCAUGAGUGAUUUACCCAAAAACCAGGCUGAAGACAAUACAUCUCAACCCAAAACUAGACAAACCCACCCCCCCAAAAUAUGGUCCCAGCUCCAUUCCCAAACAAGCACACCACAGGCACACAUCUUUGGAUGGAAGCAAACCUCAGUAGUUCCUCGAUCCAUCAACCCUCUGCCCUUCACAUCAAGGUUUGAUCCAACUUUAAUGAUUGAAAAUGCGAAGGAGACAAAAGAUCUUAAGGCUCAAGCGGAGGUCAAAACCAUGAGCCCCAUUUUUGCCUCAGUUUCCUCAACCUCUCCUUCUCCUUCUGUUUCUUCUUUGCCUACUUCACCCCUCGUUCGCCCUAGUUCCUUCAUGCCUAAUCCUCGCACAGGGAGUUCAACCCUGGUGUACACAAAAACUUCUUUUGACCAUGCCACUUCCUCAUCUCUCUCCUCAUCUUCCUCCAUGACGAAACAUCCCAACACAGCUCCAGCCCUUUCCGCUCUCCCCUCUCCUUCCCCAAUUUCCAUUCCUCCUCGAUUUUUCUCCAUCCAAACUUCCUCACUUUCUCCUGUGCCAUCCUCUGUAACCUCUUCUACCAAACCCUCCUUGCACAUCUCCCACAAUCCAUCAUCAACUUCUUCUGCAUCUUCCUUGACCACCUCCCAGUUGAUCACAAGUUCAACCUCACCCAUACCUUCUUCUGCCACCAUUUCCCCAUCCCUCUCCUCCUCCAUUGCCUCAUUAGCUUCCUCCAUUUCUUUGUCAUCCAUCUCUACCUCUACAUCUUCUUCCUCCUCACCUGGUCCCUUAUCUUCCCCCAACUCAUCUGCCACCUCUUCUCCUUUGUUGUCCUCCCAGUCUACCUCCUAUCAUCCAGAACCCUCCAGAGCUCCCCAUCGCUCUCUCUAUCUUGCCCUUACUUCCACUUCCCAACAACUCACUCAAGGUCAAAUGUUGCUAAUCCAGAACCGCAUUGCAUCAUCUGAUCCUGAGCCCAGCGACUACUUUCCAACACCAAGAACAGUUGUUCACCCACACCCAGAGCCUCAUCCCAACCUUGACCCAAACUUCAAACUAAAUCUUGGCCAUGAGUUGAAACCAAACCUUCCCAAGACUAAUACUAAACCCAAACAUCCCUCCAAUCCCUCUGGAACUCCAGACAAGGAAGGGAAGUAUCCAGAUAUUAUCCCCAGACACAGCGCCUUGGAGCUGGGCAUGCUUCUGGGCUGCUCAGCUGGCUUGGGCAUGCUGCUGGUGGUCGGGAUAAGAUACAUGUACCGCCAAACCUGUGGCAAGCGAACAGAGGUGACGCUGAAUGACAGGGAGAGGGAGUAUGGGAGAGGGGAAAGAGGGCUGAUCCACGUCCAAGAGUGUGGAGAUUUGGUCAGAGUCCGGAGAAUCCGAAACAACAGUUUUGUCCUCCUGGCAGAGUAUGAUAUACUGACACCACCAGGAGACUGAGACAGAAGCUGCCAGUUUCCUUAGUUUUAGAUACCAAAGUAUUAACGGUACUGAUGUAUUGUAGAAUUCUGUAACUAACUGAAAAAGUCACCUUUUCAUUGGGAGCUAGGUAGCCUUAUGUGCCUUGUAACUUAGCCUCUAUGCCAAGCUAGCUUACAUCUUUCUAAAAUCAUGACCAUAAAUGAAUGAAACAAGGUUAUUUUUAUGAAUCUGUGUCUGAGACUGAGAAAUAUCAACUCUUGGACAGAAUUUUAAACUUGUGUGUCAUAUUCAUUGCAGCCUCUAGCGGAAAUUAGCAUGUCAGAAGGAGUUUUGGUCUUGUUUUCUAGAGAUUUUUGCUUCUAAUAUGUUUAGGGAACUAAAACUACAAUCUGCCUCCUGAUCCUGAAGGGGAUUAACAGACAACACUAGGAUUACAAACACCAUUUGGUGGAUACUUUUAGUUUUUAAUAUGCACCAGGAAGAUAAAUACAAAUGGUAUCAACGCACACUACCAGUGACACAGGCUGCUCUUUCAGCUCUACGAUUGUAUAAUUAGAUAAUGUUUUCAUGUAGAAUUAGCCUGCUGAUUUAGCAUGCUAACAGGUGACACUGUGAUCAGGAUUUUAUCUCACCAAUGUUUAUGCAAAUGUACUGAAAUCACCAAAGACCACCGAAACCUGCUGAUCACAUGACUAUUUCAUGUUUUUGUAAACUGUCAUGUUGAGUCACAUGGAUGCACUUAAUAAUAAAAUAUAUCUUCCGUAUUAUACAAGGUGUAUUUCUUUAUUUUGGCUCAUUUUGUAGGUUUUGUAUUUCUUUAUUUUGGCUCAUUCUGUAGGUUUUGUAGAUGACAGUGCUGGUUGCUUAGUCAUUUCACAAUCACAUGGUUGUGUGUUAGAGGCAGCACAAGGCCUCUAGAGUCUGUUGGCAGAGAUUUCACAGCCUUAUUUUAUUAUAACUUCAUCCAAACGAUGGGACAGAGGAGCCAUCUGUCCAAAAACAGUCAUGUGGUUGAAAUUAAUGAACUGCCAAUAUUUCCCUGGGUGUUUUUCUGCAGUUAGAUCAGAUAAUAAAUACGAGGAUCUAUGGAGAUAUUCUCUGUAUAUAAACAGGCUGUGAGGAGGAACGCUGACUACAAACAUGGAUGUGACAACAAAUUCAAGGCCCUGUUAUCUCUGGAGGAGCUGAUUAAAAUCUGUGUGCAAACUGUUCAGGAGUGUUUAAUUAUAAGGUAAACAAAUACCUGGUCCACUUGGCAGCAAACAAUCACUAUUUGAAACUUUCCUUCAAGUAAAUAACAUCUUUCUGUAAUUUGCAAAUUACACACAUAUAAGAAUGCACUGUCUAUCUUUUUAAUCUGGCUUCUUACAAACCUGAUGUUCAUUAUUCAAUUUAAAAAAGAAAAUAAAUGAGCAACGAAACUGAAAAAAACGUCCUGGUCCACAUGGUAGUAUGUUGCAGGAAAACAACAUCACGUUUUAAAGUUUAAAGGUUUAUUUCCUUACAGUUUUUGUUUAUGUAUAAACAAGUAACAGGACAGACCCACACAUACCCUGAUUAAUGUCUUACCCUCUACCAAUACACUGCUAGCAUUACAAUCACACUGUAAACAGACAGAGGCUGAAUAUAAACUUGACCCUUACUGGACAACCAAUGGAACUGUGCUGUAUAGGCUUCAUUAACUCUCGACAGUAACAGCUGCUGACUCUGACGUGUUAGAGACGCUAAACUCAACUUUAGCCGAGGUCUUGCUUGGGUUUAUCCCCAGAAAAUCGACUAAACACCAGGCUGAGAGGUGCCAGUGUGAAACAGGGCCAAAGUUAUCAGUCCUGAGAGUAGUAACACAACAUCGUACAAAGUUCAGUUUCACGUCAAAGCACUUGUGUGUUGUGUUACAGUUAACCCAGGGCUAGCAGCAGCGCAGUAUACAGUACGUCACAUGAAAGCCCUUAAAGGUGUCGAUUAGAAGGUCCUGGGGAAAACAGAAUUGAAAUAAAAACACCAGAAGUAAGGCUACUGAAGGUGGUGACACCAACAAAUAAUUACUGUAAUAAAGCACCUGAGCAGAGUCAAGCUCUUGUUUAAACAUUUUCCAUACACGUGUUUCAAAAAUUAGCUAAAAAGCCUGGGAUGCUUCUGUGAAUGGAUGUAAAACUGUGGUGUUUCCUGGAUGUCAUGUAUCACCAGUUUUUUGAUUACAGUCACGUCUGGCUAAACAACUGGUUACUCUGGAAACUUUCUUUACUUCUGUUGUCUUCUUCAGUACUGUGUUGCUUUGCUAGUGUCUUUGAUAAACUGAUGUUGCCAACAGCAACAAAAUUAAGCUGUAGGCAUCAAUCCUAACCCAAACACUGUGAUUGGUUCUAUACAGAUAGUGAUGUUGGCCUGAUGGUUGGUCCACUUUGGUUCAGACUGAAAUAUCUCAUAAACCACUGGAUGGACUGCCACGACAUUUGGGACUGACACUCAUGGUGCCCAGACGAUGAAGCCCAAU